Messenger RNA from Lathyrus oleraceus (garden pea), 955 nucleotides. RefSeq names its product transcription factor TGA4. NCBI's taxonomy places the organism in Eukaryota, Viridiplantae, Streptophyta, Magnoliopsida, Fabales, Fabaceae. Gene Ontology annotation, biological process: DNA-templated transcription. The record is from RefSeq and is a predicted model, not a curated record. Gene Ontology annotation, molecular function: sequence-specific DNA binding. The transcript is spliced from 3 exons. The coding region runs from base 125 to 733 and encodes 202 amino acids.
CUCUUAACUCUUCUUCCCAUUUCCAUUGGUGCAUUAUGAAACUAAGUGCUUGUGAUUGCCUCUCUAUUCAAAGGAAAUCUUGAGUUCCAAUUCUAACAAGUUCUGGCUUCUUGUAAACAAACCAAUGAAAGAGACUAAUGUUCAAGGAGAAGUCUUCAAGAGUAAUGGAAACACAAUUUCUGUGAAAAAGUAUGCACUUUCGCCUGAAGAACAUAACAAGCUUAUUUAUGUGAUACAUAAAACUCUAAAUGAUCACAACCAUGUUAUUGAGGAUGACAAGCUACAGUUAGUUAUAAACACAAUCAUGAAACAUUAUGUAGAUGUCUUCACUGUUGGUUCUACCAUAACAUGUGAAAGCAAUCAAUGGUGGAUUGGAGGCUUUCGUCCUUCUCAAAUUCUUCAGGUUAUUCUACCUCAACUUCAACAUAUGUACACCCAGCAACAACUUAGUGAUAUUUAUAAUCUUGGACAAUCAUGUCAACAAGCAGAAUAUGCUCUUGCACAAGGCAUGGUAAAACUAAAGCAAAAUCUUGAUAUAUCAGCAACAGCAGAUGGCAAAGGGUUUCAGUUGUCGUAUGUACCUCAACAACUAAGCUUCUUUAAAGAGGCUGAUAAUCUUCGCCAAGAAUUCUUACUUCAGUUUUGUCGUCUCCUUACGAUUUCUCAGCAAGCUGAAUUUGUAGUUGCUCUCGAGGAACAUCUGCAUAAUCCGCAGCCUCGGAGCUCACUGUGAGGAUUCUCAAGAGUCGAGACAAGUGAAACGAAACUAUAUAAAUUAAAUAAACUUAGUUUGCAGCCAAUUAAUUUGGUAUCAAUGUGUUGCAUCUAAUGAAUUUGGUAUCCAUAAAACAAAUUGUAUUAUGAAAAAUACUCUGGAGAGUGUCUUACUUGCUUACUCCUGUUUGUAAUCAAUGCCCAUAUUGAGGUUUAGUGUAUAUUUGUUUUUAUGGUGAAA